Messenger RNA from Carlito syrichta (Philippine tarsier), 955 nucleotides. RefSeq names its product G protein subunit gamma 3 (gene GNG3). Gene Ontology annotation, biological process: G protein-coupled receptor signaling pathway. Gene Ontology annotation, cellular component: heterotrimeric G-protein complex. The transcript is spliced from 3 exons. Lineage: Eukaryota; Metazoa; Chordata; Mammalia; Primates; Tarsiidae. Gene Ontology annotation, molecular function: G-protein beta-subunit binding. The record is from RefSeq and is a predicted model, not a curated record. Bases 337 to 564 code for a protein of 75 amino acids.
AGUAGGGGUGUGUGUAGGGGAUGCAGGCAGCAGCCUGGCUCCCCUGCUGGCCAGGCAGUUGGUAUGUUCCGGGAUCUGAGCAGCUCCUUCUAGCAUCCUUCAUCCUUCAGGUACCAGCCAUCCAAGGCAGUCCUUGAGCUGCAGAAUCUGAGACCACCCCUUCACAGACCUCUGGCCUGACCCUCCCCAGUGGCCUUGUCUGUAUUAGCUGCUUCUGUGUAAAAUACUUCCAGUUGCAACUCCCUGCAGAGUGGGGCACCCAUCUUAGGCAGAAGGUUUGGUGCCCCCCCCACCCUACACCCCAGGGCUGCUGCUGCUGUCGCCUGUCACUUCAGGAUGAAAGGGGAGACGCCUGUGAACAGCACUAUGAGUAUUGGGCAAGCACGCAAGAUGGUGGAACAGCUUAAGAUUGAAGCCAGCUUGUGCCGGAUAAAGGUGUCCAAGGCAGCGGCAGACCUGAUGACUUACUGUGAUGCCCACGCCUGUGAGGAUCCCCUCAUCACCCCUGUGCCCACUUCGGAGAACCCCUUCCGGGAGAAGAAGUUCUUCUGUGCCCUCCUCUGAGCUGCCCUGUCCCUCCUAACUCCUCACCUUUCCCUCUCCUGGGCCCUUCCUUAGGUCAGUAACUGCGGUGAGCCCCAGGCUCCCUGCAUCCCAUUCCUCACCCUUGCCCAGCCAUGCGAGGUUAUCUAAAGCACAAGGCCCUCCCUCACCAUCCGGCGACCCCAUUUCAUUUCCUCGCCCUCUGUGGCCGACCCCAAGCACCCGUGAUACGGGCACCCUUCGCUCCAUGCACACAAGGGCCCCCGUCAGACUCUGCCAGCGUCCUGCCCGCUUCCCUCUGUGACCGCUCAGACAAUGGAGGGAGGGAUGGGCCGGGUGCUUGCUGUCUCACCUGGAGCUACUGGAAGGGUAAAGCCAUUUGACGAAUAAAGUCAUCCAGAGCCUCAGAGGA